CGCUCAAUAAAAAGCUCUAUUAGCGACAUGUAAACCAAUAGACCAUUUGUUCGUCGGCAAUUGUCAUGAUAUUUUGAUCGCAUGGCGUGAAUCGUGGCGGGAGCUGGCGGUGCGCAACAACGGCAACCAUGUCCGUCGCCGUCCCGAUAAUCCACCACCAUCCACCACCUGCGCACUUCUCCUCUCUCAUCGACCACUGCACCAGCUCCCGGCGCCUCUUCGAGCUCCACGCCGCCCUCCUCCGCUCCGGCCUCCACUCUCACCCUAUCCUCAACUUCAAGCUCCAGCGUCGCUACUCCUCUCUCGGCCACCUCGACCACUCCCUCUCCCUUCUCCUCCACCUCACUCCCAACCCUUCCGUCUUCUCCUUCUCCUCCGCCAUUCACUCUCUCGUUCUCCAUGGUCUCCACUCCAACGCUCUCCAUCUCUACAUUCAAAUGCUCUCUUCCUCUCCUAUCACUCCCAACGCUUUCACUUUCUCCUCCACCCUUCGCGCCUGCGCCAACCUCUCUCCUGGCCCGGGCCUUGCCCUCCAUUCCCAAGCCAUACGUCUUGGCCUUGCCUCUGACUCCUACGUCGCCACUGCCCUCAUUGAUGUCUACGCCAGCACUGGCGAUCUCAUCUCCGCUCGCAUUCUGUUCGAUAGAUUGCCGGCCGAGAAUGAUCUCGUCGUCUCUUCCACUGCAUUGAUCUCUUGCUAUGCUAAAGCUGGGGACUUGGACAAUGCUCGUCAGUUGUUUGAUAGAAUGCCUGAGAGAGAUUGUGUUUGCUGGAAUGCCAUGAUUGAUGGGUACACACAGCAUGGUAAUCCUACAAAGGCCAUGGGAUUGUUUAGAAAAAUGCUGAGGUCUUCAGUGAAGCCGAAUGAGGUUACGGUGAUCUCCGUCCUCUCGGCUUGUGCUCAGAUGGGCGCUCUGGAUUCAGGGAAAUGGGUGCAUUCCUACUUGAAAAAUAACAAGAUACGGUUCAAUGCGCAGGUUGGGACGGCGUUGAUCGACAUGUAUUGCAAGUCUGGGAGUUUGGAGGAUGCUUACCAGGUGUUUGAUGAAAUCAGGGACAAAGACAUUGUGGCUUGGAAUUCUAUGAUUACUGGUCAUGCAAUGCAUGGGCAUAGCCGGAAAGCACUCGAGCUGUUUUCUCAGCUUUGCGAUGAAGGUUUACGGCCGACGGAUGUUACUUUCAUUGGCGUCUUGAAUGCGUGUAGCCACGCCGGGUUGGUGACUGAAGGUCGGGCCUUGUUUCAGUCCAUGGAGCUUGUUCACAGCAUAGAGCCAAAAAUUGAGCAUUAUGGAUGUAUGGUGGAUUUGCUAGGCCGGGCCGGGCUGGUUGAAGAAGCUCAUGAUCUAAUACAGAGCAUGAGAAUUGAGCCAGACCUGGUCUUAUGGGGUUCAUUGCUCGCUGCUUGCCGUCUUUACAAGAAGGCUGAUCUUGGAAAAAAGGUAGCGAAUUUUCUUUUGGACAAGGGAAUUGCAAACUCUGGCACCUAUGUUCUGCUAUCAAAUAUACAUGCAACUCUUGGCAACUGGGAAGAGGUGAUCAAAGUGAGGACAUUAAUGAAGGAUAGUGGAGUUCAAAGGGAACCAGGAUGUAGCUCCAUUGAAGUUAACAACACUGUCUAUGAAUUCAUUGUCGGAGACUUGAGGCACCCUAAGAUCAAAGAGAUUUAUGCAAUGCUUGAUGAACUAAAGCAGCUUUUGAAAGCUCAUGGAUACGUCCCGAGGACUGAGCUUGUGUUGCAUGACUUGGAGGAACCUGAGAAGGAGCGAGCUCUCGGAGUUCACAGCGAGAAGCUGGCCAUUGCCUUUGGGCUGAUCAGCACUGAACCAGGGACAAGCAUUAAGAUUGUGAAGAACUUGAGAGUUUGUGUUGAUUGUCAUGAGGUGACAAAGCUCAUUUCCAAGAUUAUGGGAAGAAAAAUUGUUGUCAGGGAUCGGCAUAGGUUCCAUCACUUCAUUGAUGGCUCCUGUUCUUGUGGAGAUUACUGGUGAUUGAUUGUAUAAUAAUGAUUAAUGUGCUUAUGAGCCUGUUCUUGUUUUCUGUUCAAUUGUGAAUUCAUUUCAAUGUAUACCUUUUCGUAUAUAA
Molecule: messenger RNA, 2082 nt
Organism: Dioscorea cayenensis subsp. rotundata (Guinea yam)
Lineage: Eukaryota; Viridiplantae; Streptophyta; Magnoliopsida; Dioscoreales; Dioscoreaceae
Product: pentatricopeptide repeat-containing protein ELI1, chloroplastic
Exons: 1
Coding region: 129-1988 (619 amino acids)
Biological process (GO): RNA modification
Molecular function (GO): RNA binding; zinc ion binding; protein binding
Source: RefSeq, a predicted model, not a curated record